This is a messenger RNA of Amphiprion ocellaris (clown anemonefish), 2419 nucleotides long. RefSeq names its product UDP-glucuronosyltransferase 2A2-like. The transcript is spliced from 2 exons. The coding region runs from base 154 to 1737 and encodes 527 amino acids. The record is from RefSeq and is a predicted model, not a curated record. NCBI's taxonomy places the organism in Eukaryota, Metazoa, Chordata, Actinopteri, Pomacentridae. Gene Ontology annotation, molecular function: UDP-glycosyltransferase activity.
CGAGCCCCACUGGGUCACAGUGCAUUCUGAAUCAUGUUUCAGCUCCUCCCCUCUGGAAUACAGAACUACAGACUGGUCUUCCGUACUGGUGCUGUACGAAGCAGUUUUCCAUCUCCGUGAUUUUUUCUGCGUGGAGAAACAAUACAGACAACAAUGAGGCUGAUCUGUUGCUGCAGUGCUUUGCUGCUGCUCAUCCUUCUGUCCAGAACCUGCCAAGGUGGCAACAUCUUGGUCAUUCCUACCGAAGGCAGCCACUGGAUAAACAUGGAUAUCCUACUUCAAGCUCUGCACUCCAGAGGACACAAUCUAACUAUUAUUCGUUCCAGCAAAAGCUGGUACAUCAAGGAUAACUCCACGUAUUACAGUACCUACACAGUUCCAGUAGAGAGGAUCUUAGAUAAGGAGAUCAUCACAAGAAUAAUGUCGAACAUUAUAGAUUUUGAACGGGGAGCUCUUCCCUUGAUGAGUUUUCUCCAUUUUUCUGUUGGCAUACUUGGUGCAUUUACUGAAAUUCACACAACUGUGGGUGAAUAUGUAUCAGCGAUUAUAGAUGACAGAGAGUUGAUAAGAAUGUUGAAUGACACCAAGUUUGACGUGGUCCUCACUGACCCCUGCUGGGGAAGUGGACCCAUUUUGGCCAAGUAUUUGAACCUUCCUUUGGUUUAUAAUGUUCGCUGGCUCAUCCCUGAAGAAGCUCAUUUUGGCAUUGCCCCUUCACCCAUAUCUUAUAUUCCUAUAGCACAAUCUGGCUGCACUGAUAAGAUGUCCUUUUUUCAGAGAGUUAAAAACAUGAUUUUCUAUGGAGUAUCCCAAAUACAAGCACAUCUGGCGGCCAAGGAAGUAUAUCAGAAAAUUUGUGACAAGUAUCUGGGGCCUGAUGAGGACUUUUACCAGCUAUUGAUUGAUGCAGACAUCUGGCUCAUGAGAGUGGACUUUGUGUUUGAUUAUCCACGCCCCACAAUGCCUAAUGUUGUGUACAUGGGAGGGUUCCAGUGUAAACCUCCAAAACCUCUGCCUCAACACUUGGAGGAGUUUGUGCAGAGUUCUGGAGAGCAUGGAGUCAUCAUCAUGUCUCUGGGGACUUUUGUGAGUGAACUACCUGCUGACAUGGCAAAUGAGAUCGCUGCAGCUUUUGCUAAACUUCCUCAGAAAGUCAUCUGGAGGUAUAAAGGCAGCAGACCAGACACUCUGGGCAACAAGACUUUAUUGGUGGACUGGAUGCCUCAGAACGACCUUCUAGGACAUCCUAAAGUAAAAGUGUUUGUGGCUCAUGGAGGAACAAAUGGAGUCCAAGAAGCUAUUUAUCAUGGAGUCCCAGUUGUGGGUCUCCCAGUGUUUUUUGACCAAUAUGACAACCUGAUCCGACUAGAAGACAGAGGAGGAGCUAAGAUUCUUACAUUAUCUACAGUGGACAAAGACAACAACUUCCUAAAAGCUAUCCAGGAUGUCUUGAAUGAACCCUCCUACAGGAUGAACAUGCAGAGACUCUCCAGGCUGCACAGAGAUCAGCCAAUAACACCGAUGGAUAACGCCCUCUUCUGGAUCGAGUUUGUCAUGAGACACAAAGGUGCAGCUCACCUGAAACCAGCAUCACUCAGAAUGUCCUGGUAUUCCUACCACUCUGUAGACGUAGCUCUGUUCCUGGGUGGAGCUGUGCUGCUCAUGCUUCUAUCUACUUUCUUCUUAAUUAAGUGUUUGUGUAAUGCAAUGUGUAAAUCUAAAGUCAAACGUGAGUAAUGAUUAAAAAAAUAUAUAGCACAUUUUGUACAAGAAAUUUAUUUCAAGAAUAAAAUAUCAAUACGUAAAUGAAUUAAUUUUUCCUGUGAUGACAAGAUUUGAGAGUUGAUGCAGCGUAUCUACAGUCACUAAGCAAUGUCAUGAUUUUAUAGAAAAAUAUUUUACAGAUUGUUUCUCUAGAAAGAUCCCAGGCCGGGAUGCAAACCAGGGAUCCUCCAACUACAGGGCGAUAGUGCUAACCACUGAUUCACUGUGGAGCCCCACAAACAUUCAAUAUUCUAGUAAAGUAUUUGGAUGAACUAAAUGGAUCUACUGGGCAUCUUCAUAACCAACAGUACAGAAAUAAAACAACUGAACUUAAUGUUAAUUAAGGUAGGAAUUGCACAUCCUGCUGUGGAUAUUUAUCAGUCCGUUGCAGUUCUGUGUGUUUGUGUUUACAUCUGCAUCCAGCAGGUGCAGCAUCCUCAUUUUGAGAAUCCAGUGUAAUAAAGGAGGUCAUUGAAAUCAGUUCUACAUAGGUCUGUGAAGUGUACCGUUUUUCAUUCUGCUCUAGUCGUUUCUGCAUUUUUUUAAAAACAAUUUUUUGUAAAACAUUUAAGAAGAUGACAUUUGACAAUAAUGCAACAGGGAAUUGUCAGCUGUAAAAAAAAACUACAAUAAAUCUGAACUGCUUCUUUAUCUA